AAAAAUCUCGUUGAACAUUGACUUUUAUUAUCGAAUAUUUAUGAAGUUCCGCGCGUCUUAAUGACAGUUUCACAAAUCGAUCGAAUACGAACUAACAGCAAACCCAUCCACCAUGUCCGACGAAAGUAUCACGUUCAAAGAAGACACCGAAGAUUUGCUCUACAUAGCAAAGAAGAUCGAUGUGGACGAAUUCACCUACGUGGAGGAGGUCAGUUGGGCGCGCGAAUCGCUCGAUUCGAAGGGCUCCCUCACCACCAACGCCAUCACCGAAUCCGAAUCGAAGUUGAUCAACAAGAAGAAGGACACCGAACUGGGGCCGGACAUUUUCAAGGACCCCACCGUUCUGCUGAGAACCAGACCUUUCGAUUUCAUGUGGACGUACGGGUGCAAUCCCAGAGUGGAUAUAUUAAACCUCACCGAUGCUGUUAAUCACGAGAUUCUAUUCGCCAGCGGGCAUUUGCCCAUAAUGUACGACUACUGUAAGAAGAAAAUGCAUUACUUGGAAGGCCACCAUUACUCCGUCGUAGCUUUAUCAAUCGACAGCAACGGACAGUAUUUGGUUACCGCUGAUAACGGUGAAGAUGGCUUCUUAAACAUAUGGGAUUGGUCCUUGAGAAACACGGACACGGGAAAAGUCGCUCCCCUUUACUCCAUGUACUCGCUUUACGAGAAAUUCGGCAUCAGCACGGCCGCCAUAAGUCCCUGCGCUCGAUACAUAGUAACAGUCGGCGGUAUAAAGGAAGAUGUUUAUUCCAUAGAUAUGUGGCUGUGGACUUUAGGAAACAAGUCAUCCGAUGGAUCCGUCCGGGUGCCGUCCACUCACGGAACACCGAUCGCAGUCCGAUACAAUCCCGACAUCACCGAGCACAUAAUGAUCCUAUUCUCCAAGCAAGUGCUCCUGCUAUGUUGGGACAACGAGCAGAAGAAGUUCACGCUGGCCGAAACGCCGCAGAUCCGGCACAUGACGAAGAUCGGCCAUCUGACGGACGCCACCUACGUGGAGGAAUGUCACGAGUGCUUCGUGUCGAGCUCCAAGGGGUGCAUCUUGUCCUUCAGCAACGCCCUCUACUCCAAGCCGUACGAGGAGGGCGAAUUGGACAACAACAAGAUCUUCAGGAACGCCUGCAAGAUAUCGGACGGCUCGAUCGAUUGCUGCAAAUCCACUGAAGGGUUGAUUGUAGUGGGCGAUGCCCGCGGGCGCAUCUUCUUCUUCAACAAGCGACUGAUGUUGAUGUAUUGGCUGACGGAUUUCAAUUUGGGCGCCGUGGAAUCCGUAAGCUUCAAUUUGAUACCGAGGGUCAAGCGGAAGCGCAGCAAUUUGUAUUACGUCGCUCCGACCGACGAGGACGGUUUGUUAACGUGCGACUUCGAAGACAGAGUGGAGGAAUAUGAGGUGUUGCUCAAGAAUCAAAUACCGCACGAUGCGACGAUCAAUCGAGCGCCCUUCAUUACGAAAGAUUUUUUUGUUUCGACCGGUCAGAGCAACAUCUAUGUAGUAGAUGUUAUCAAGCAAAAGUGCGUGGCAUUGUUCCCCGUGGCAGAUGGAAACGUUGUAGCGAUCGAAACUCAUAAAGAAUCCGAUUACAUAAUCAUCGCCUACAGAAGCAACAGGAUGAUUUUGCUGAAUUACAUAACCAACGAGGUGCUUGCUCAAAGCUGUCUGCCCAAAAGCGAGGAGGAGUCGGUGAUAAGCUGCUUAAAUUACGACGCUGAAUCUUUGCAUUUAGUAUGCGGUAAAACCAACGGAGAGAUUUGGGUGCUGGAGCCCGUUUUGUUGACUCCUAAACAGUCGGAACCGUUCCAAAUCACCAAACACAAAGUGGUGAAGUGUUUGAUUUCAUCGCAGCCUUUUCAAUUCGCCUAUUUUGAUGAUAAUAGAACGAUAGUGAUAUUUCAAUACAACAAAAACGAAGGGAAAUGGGAAUUUAAAGGGAAAAUUAGACCGCAUUACGGAGACAUCACCGAUAUAUUGUUUUUACCAGACAAGGUUUACUCGAAACUAUACAGUAUCGCAGAAGACAGACACAUAAUUGAAUACAACAACGAUAAAUUAGACACCGAAUCAUUCGCAGUGAAAAUCUCGGAGAGAGUAGAACAAACGGCCAUACCGAAAUGUAUGAUCUAUUGGGUGACCGAGAACGAAGAAGGCAAAAAAGUGGGCUAUCUUUUGGUCGCAGACGAUCACCACAAGUUGAAGUUCUUGUACUUGACUUCCAAAGUGCCGAAAUCGACCGUGCUCGCGCCGGCGUUCGGUUGCUUCAAAAAUCAAAUUAUGAAGAAAAUGCAGUUAAUACCUGGUUACGAUGCAAAGUUUAUGGCAUUUUCCACGACCAGGCAUUGCGGUAUUCAAAUUUUACCGCCUGAUGGAAACCCAUACACUUACGUAGGAUAUUUAACGCAUCCUGUUAAGUUGGAAGAUUUCGCUUUAUCCAAAGAUGGAAAGUACAUCUUUACCUUCGGUUCCAACGAUCACUGCGUUUUUAAAUGGGGAAUAGAAACUAAAUCCGUGGAGAUCAUGAAGUGCCUGGGAGGGAAAGAACUGGAUCCGUUUUACUGUCUCAUAGAAGGCGGCUACCACGGCUGGUUGUUCCACGAAAUAAAGGAUUUGUUCUAUUACAUGCAAAUAUUGCAGCAAGAGAACAUCGAUCUGCCACGCAGAGUGUCGGAUUCGAUUAGUAUCAGCGAAAUACCCGAUUUGUUUAGGACCAUCGGGUUCUAUCCGUCGGAUUUCGAGCUCGAAAAUAUACUGAUCGACGCGAAAUAUCGCAAUAUAGACGAAACGAAUCGAGCGAACGACGAUAUUUCGUUCAUCGAAUUCGUGAAGUUGUACUGCAAUCACAAGCCGGUGUACGGAUACUUCCUGGACGAUCUGAAAGAAGCCUUCAACAAAAUGGCACUCUGUUCUAAUGAAAAGAGAUCCAGUGUUUUUACCAAAGUUGACAUUUCCAGAGAUAAUUUUAUAGAAAUUUUGACUACGCAAGGGGAGAAAAUACCGCAUGCGAAGGCGCUUCAGUAUUUCAGAACGUUAAUGAGAGUGGAACAGACUCAAGAAAAUUUCGAUUUUUUGCCAGAGAUAAUAAAUUUCGAAACGUUGUUUGAAGACAUCCUUGGCAUCGACAUGGAAAGGGAACACGUUUUAGAGCCGGAACAAUCCAGCGAUGAGGAACAACAGCCCGAUUCUAAGUCGUCACAACGCGCCGAAGGCACCUCUAAAAGUUUUCAAAAAAGCAAACUGCUACUUUUUGACGAAUUGGCGUAAAUUCCCCCUGACUAUAAUGUUAAAUAUUGUUAGAUAAUAGCCUGGUCGAUUAGGUCAAAAAUACACCGAAUCGUAUCACAAGCAAACAAUCGUCCUGUUGAAAUGAUUAAAAACUUUUUAUACAGGGCGUGUCAUUUGUAAACUGUACUUUUAUUCGUUAUCUACACCGUGCUUCAUUCGCGAUUGCAACAUGAGCAUUUUUAUGAGUCGAACAAAGAAAGAUUAUUAAAAUAACAGUUGUCAGAAUGAAAAGUUGGGAUGACAUAAUAUCACUAUUACUUUUUCCUUUAUAAGUGUCUAAUUGAAGUUGUCUCUGUUGCACCCAUAGCCUAUGUUACAAUGAAAAAUGGAGCAAUCCGUAUAUGAUUGAAUAGGUGAUUGGAAAAAGGAUUAAAUUUCCAGUGGACCUUAAUUUUGGGAAAUCAAAAAAAUACUUUUUUCGUCACACUAUUACUAUUGGUCAAUUAUAAACUGUGACAAAGUACGUUUGAUGCCAAAGUUUCAACGGUUUAUAAUUCUUGGGUAACUAGCUAUUGGUAUUUGAAAGUACAAACAUUUUAUCCUGUUUUCACUCAAAAUCCAAAAAAUAGUUAAAAAAAAGUUAGAACUUUUUUUUUCAACAUCUUUGUCACUCUUUGUGAAGUAUUGAUCUCAUCCAGCUUUUGAAAUCAACUAGCUAUAUCGGUAUUAAUUAGCCGCUUUACUUGAAACUUUGGGAUUAGUUUCUUGGAAAAAUGUCUGUCGCAGUGAAUAAAAAUAUAUCUAUAUAACCUCGGAUAGGAAAAUAUUAAUGAAUUACCUCAAAUCUGCCAUUCAUGCUCAGCACAGUUAACAACCUGGUUAAAAUUCCAGGAAUAUUAUUCUUUUUUCCACUCCACCAAUUUUUUCGCUCAGCGGGAAGAUAAGAGAAAUUAGAACAAAAUGACUAUCUCACUUUAAUUCGCCAAAUUUUUGGAAUUUUAUCCUUUUCCAAUCACCCAUUCAAUUGUUUUUGUUUACUUAAAUUACUCCUCACUCUUGUCCUUUUUAUAAGUAAUAAAAAGAAACGAACAAUUAGAAAAUUAAUUUAUUGAAUAUAAAACUACUUGGUAACAUCAGUCUAAAUAUCACUCUGGAGAUUUAAAAAGUAAAACUUAACUCAAUAAAAAUACAAUCGAUUUUUGAGCAAAUCCUCAAAAAAAAAUUACGCCAAUUUAUUUAAAAACGAAACGCUAAAUAAUAAAAAAAACACAACGCUUUAACUUAAAAAAAUAAAUAUACACAAAACGGAUAUGCAAUUAUUUACCAACCAAUUCCAAACCGCAGGAACAUCCCUUACCGAUCUCGCUCUACCGUUAAACAUUAAAAACUACAACGUUAAAGCGUCGCAACUAAACAUAAAUCAAAAUCAAAUUCAAAACUAGUGGUGGAAGAAAAACGUUUAAUCAAGCUUUUUCUGUCCAACUUUCGAUUUAGCGUUCUCCACCAAGUCGCUAAAAAUCUUCGACAAAAUCUCGGUGCCCUUCUGCAGGAAGCCGUUGUAAAUCGUACCGGGCAACAGCAGCACCAUCACCACGAACAGGUACGACAAUAGCAGGUUGUUCACCGCGUUUCCCAACCAGGCCAGCGCAAACAGCCCCGCAAUCGUAAUACCAAAGU
Molecule: messenger RNA, 4897 nt
Organism: Phyllotreta striolata
Lineage: Eukaryota; Metazoa; Arthropoda; Insecta; Coleoptera; Chrysomelidae
Source: the annotation of a GenBank genome assembly